This is a messenger RNA of Seminavis robusta, 441 nucleotides long. The record is from the annotation of a GenBank genome assembly. Lineage: Eukaryota; Bacillariophyta; Bacillariophyceae; Naviculales; Naviculaceae.
AUGGCCGUCUUGACACUAUUCCUGAGCGUCCAUGACGCGAGCGCUGCGACUCAAUCUCCUGGAUCUGCUGGUGGUCCAGCUGUAGAAUCAGCGACUCUACUACAAGCCUCAGCCGAAGGUUACAAACCACCACCUAUUACGACUGUGUCGUCGAAACGAACGCUGGCCUUGUCGGCCGAGCUUCUCACAUUGAAUGCCAAACUCUACGGCGCUUAUUGGUGCUCCCAUUGCUAUGAUCAAAAAGAGGCAUUUGGUAAGCAAGCCUUUUCCAAAAUCCCAUACAUUGAAUGCAGCAAAGAUGGUUACAAUCAACAAAAUGGCCUUUGCAAAGAGAAGAAUGUUCCAGGAUAUCCCACGUGGGAAAUUAAUGGGAACCUUUAUCCUGGCGAACAAGCAAUAGAAGAACUAGAAGGGAUUGUGCAGGAAGCAAAGAAAAACUAA